GGUAGAGCGCUCGCUUAGCAUGCGAGAGGUAGCGGGAUCGAUGCCCGCAUCCUCCAACUCACUUUUUAACUCUAUUGUUAAAUUCUAAUUUUUACCAACUUCUAACUACAAGUCUUAAUUACUGUGUAAUUUGCCAACAUGUAAAGGACUUGGCUAUUUUUAUUUGUGUUUUUCUUAAACUAGCGUAAAGUGUAAAAUACAUACUUUCUAAACGAAAUGUGGAGCUCAUAUGUAAUAGACUCAAAUUAUCGUUGGUGAAAUGUAAUGUUAGUUUAACUGCACUGAGACUGUGGUGGCUGCAGAACAGCCCUGGACUUCAGGAGCCCCGUGUGCUCCAACAGGCGGUGACGAGGAGCCGUGUAACAUGAGUCCAGAUGAAAACUGUGCUGAAACUGGCUGCCAGUGCAGAUGCUGGUCAAAGGAGAGAGAGAGAGGAGGUGCAUGAUGCUCGCUGUCCCACUGCUGCUCCUCUUCAUCGUUACGUCUCUGCCAUGUGGCUCCGCAGUUUACGAGGGGCCCCUCCAGGCGGAGAUCUCCAAUGGCACUUUCCAUCACUUCUUUGUUCCCGACGGAUACUACGACGAGACCGAAGAUCCGGAGAAGUGUCAGAUGCUGUUUAAGUUCUCGGACGUGUAUCCGUGCGGAGCCUCAGAGGAGCGAGACUCAGUGGUGCGGGACGACUUCAUCAUCACCAAGUUGCAGGCGGAGGACGCGGCGCGGCUGCUGGAAGGCAUCGGCCGUGCCGUGGAGCAUGACCUGGACGGAGAGGACAGCUACGGCAAGUUCCUCCAGCGGGAGAUCUCCCAGAUCGGAGAGGCUUUCACCAGUGUGGAUAAGUCUCUGCUGGAGCUAGAAGUGAAAUUCAAAGAAAGUCAAGAGACGGAGCUGAGAGAGGAGCAGCAGCUCAACGGCUAUGUGUUGAAACAAGUGAGUGACAUCAGGGACGCGCUGCGAGAUACGACAGACAUCUCCCAGGGCCUGAAGGAUAAACACGAGCUGCUGUCUCUUAUUAUCCGCAGUCAUGGCACCAGACUGAGCCGCCUCAAGACCGAGUAUCUCAACUUUGGCUCCUAAGGGUUUUAGUGCAUUAUUUGUGCGUAAUUGUGCGUAUGGGUGUGUGUUUUGUGUGUAAAAGAGAAAGAAAGACCCUCCAGUUCAAUCAACAACUGGGUAGAUUAUUGUGGCCUUUAUACUUAAUAACCCUGAGUGCCUUUUUGAAUACCAAUGACCUUUGGGUUGAUCCCACUCUCCUAGCACAGUGUGCCAGAAAAAGUAGCUCUAACAAAAACAUCGGCACAUUCCUCGGAAUCAGGAAGGGAAAAGAAAACUGUGAACAUAAAUUACUUCUGCAAGGAACCAGGACCUGGAACCCCCUGGGCCCCAGAGGAAGGCUUCUAUUCAGCAGACAGUAUGGAAAUAAAAGGCUCAGGGUCCUGGAGCCAACUCUCUGUCAGUAUUUAGAAUUAUAACGUCUUUACUCUUAAGCUAAUAUGAUCAAAUAAAUAUGUUUUACUUGAUGUUGUAAAUUUGUUUUUCCUCAUCAAAUUUUCUCAGAAAUAUUUAAUGCUUGGAGACUUUGGGCUGAGUUAGAGUGGAAUGCCUAAGGAGAUGAUGGGUAAAUAAAUAACACAACAAAACGUUAUCAAUGUCAACAGAUGAAUUACAAAAAAGCCAUAAACAGUUUUUCAUUUUAUUAAAAAUAUUUACAUUCCCCCCUUUUUUUCAUAAAGGUUUGUUACCCCUGUGUAAAAGCAAUACAAACCAAAUGUUUAAGCCUCUUUAACAAGUCAAAAAACAGGACAAAAAGACAAAAACUGUAAAAAAAAAAUUGAGUUUUAGUGGAAAAAUUACCCUUGAGGUUCCACAACUGUGUUGGUACUAUUCAACAGUUCAACUAUAGCUGUAGCAUGUGGAGAUAGAGUCGGUCUUUUCUCAAGAAUUCUAUCAUUUCUUUCCAGCCCAAAUUGCACACAAACUAAAUUCUUUGGCUUUGUAGACAAAUACUUUGUUUCCUUGGCCGCCUGGCCUGCAGUCCAGAUAUUAACCCGUCAAACAUGUCUGGCAUCAUAUUAAAAAUGUAAUUUUUCCUACAGAGAUGAAGAUCAGAAUUUAUUAACAGUACAACAUGACUCUUUGUUUUGUUGUGUCUUUAUUUUAACAUAUUUAUUGUACAGUAAAGUUAUUUAUUAAAUUUUUAAUCUAAAGCCCGCCACCGUUGUCUUUGCAGGGUCUUCAUAUUUACUAUCUAUUCAGAUUAGUGUGGAUUAUGUUGUCAGAAAGCUUUGGCUGAGGUCAUUUUACUCUAAGACUUCAGAGUGACACACAGCUUGUUAACAAGUCUAUAAAAAUCUUUGUGCUGACAUAAGAAACAUCUUGCCCUAAAUAGACUGUUUAUUGAAGGAAAGUAGUUUUGAAUUCCUCUGAGAAAUUAACUGUGACCUUCAGGGUCACGCACACACUGACACAAAACACCCAACACACGGUUUUCAUUUGUGUUUUAUGCCUGUGGUAGUCAUCUUUAUUUUUUUCUUCUUUAACUACUGUUUUAAGAACAUUUUUUUCUUUCUAGUCACUGUCUGCAUUAACCACAGAACACUGUGCAUGCCAACUUUUUACAGAGAUAAUGUCUGUGCAGAUGCAGAGCCAGAUUGGCAGUCAUGGGCACAACUGGGUGUGAUUUCCUCUGUCUGGUUUUCCUCACAGUCCAGUUUCCCCUAAGGGACCCCCUUUUAAAAACACAGCUCCGUGCAGAGACUAGCACAACGUCGACCUCCACAGUAUGGACAAACCCCAUAUGUUUUUAUGCUUCUUCAUUUCCAGAGGCACUGCAUGGGGCCCAGGUGAUUUGAAGAGAGCACUUGGUAUUAAGUAAAGGCAGAUCAGAGCCAGAGCUUUUUGAUCACUGAGAACCACCAGUGUAAACAACUCCACCUUUUCUGCAGGUGAAAUAUUUUUUUUAUUUUUAGUAGGAUCUUUGUGUUAGUCUUGUUAUUGAAAGAUUAUAAUCUCUGACAUAUUUUAAGAACAAACAAAGAAAGGUCAGGCAUGCAGGCCAGAUUUGACCUGAGAACACAGUGAUCCAUAUCAUUGUGAAGCACAACGCCCUAGACCCGAAUGCCUGAGCAAUUAGAGCUGUUCAGCUACAAAUACUCUUUUUUUUUAGCCAAUCACUGCACUGAUUCAUUUUGUGAUUUAAUCAUAAUCUGAUUUUAGGAUUCCUCAAUUUAAUCUUAUAUUCUAACUUUAAAAAAGAAAUAUCAUACAUAUAUUUCCCAUACGUGUCUGGCUCCAGACUUUAUCUUAUGAUGCUCUGGUGUGAACACUGGUGUUCAUUUUACUCAGGGUGUUGUGUAGACCAGCGGUUUUGUGUAAAGUUAGUAGGUUAUUAAGGUAGAUUAAGCUAAUGACAAAGACCCACUUUGUUAUUACAAGUUCUUAAAAGAAUUACUCUGCCUUCAAUACAGCAAGAUACUUUCACCUGUAGGUAUGUUUUCCAAUCCUGACCUUACUUUUUCCUUCUUUCUUAAACAAAGUAAUUAUUGUAAAAACCCAAACAAAUAUUUACAUUUGUUUAAUCGCCUUUUGAAAAUGCAUGUCAAUAGACUUUGCACGUUUACAUUUUUGGGGAGGGGAAAUAAUGCAGAAAAACCAUACCAGAGAUCUUCAAAAACCACAGAUAUGAUUGGAACAUAAAUUAUAUACCAUAAAUAUUUAACUUCUUGUAAUGAUUUUUAGAAAGUAAUCAUGGCUCAGACUGGUUGCUGUAGGACUUCUGUUGAAAGCACUAAUGAGGAUGUGCAGUGGUUGUUGUCAAUGUGUGUGUAUGAUGAUGUUUUAAAAAAUAAGUUUCAUUUGUCA
Molecule: messenger RNA, 3858 nt
Organism: Cynoglossus semilaevis (tongue sole)
Lineage: Eukaryota; Metazoa; Chordata; Actinopteri; Pleuronectiformes; Cynoglossidae
Gene: fibina
Product: fin bud initiation factor a
Exons: 1
Coding region: 409-1074 (221 amino acids)
Source: RefSeq, a predicted model, not a curated record